Messenger RNA from Rotaria sordida, 960 nucleotides. Lineage: Eukaryota; Metazoa; Rotifera; Eurotatoria; Philodinida; Philodinidae. The record is from the annotation of a GenBank genome assembly.
AUGUCUUCCAUAUCUCAAAACAUUGAUGUUAAAGGUAAAAAAAAACACUUGGCCUUACGAUCAUUGAUCUUGAUUUGGCAUGAAAAGAAAUGUUGGGGAUAUCGUAAAAUUACAAAAAAAAUUUGGCAAGAUUAUCAACCUGAUGGAAUAUCUUACAAUGGAUUAUUAUCAUUAUCGAAACGUACUAUAAAAAGAGGAACACUUGAAGAUAAAGUAAGACCAGGAAGACCAAAAGCGGCAAGAACAGUUACAAAUAUUGAACAAAUUAAACAAAGACAUUUACAUCAAAAACAUAAUCCUGGUCAACGAUCAACAGCUGUUAAUUUAGGAAUAUCUUUAGCAAGUGUUCAUCGUGCGAUGAAAAAAGAUUUACAUAUUAAACCAUUUCAUAAAUUUAAAACAUCCAAGAUGACUAAUGAUCAUGUUAAAAGUCGAGUCAAAAGUGCUAAAACUUUAUUGAAUAAAUAUGGACGAAAAGAAGACACAAAAAAAUUUUCGUGGCACUUAGUCAUUAAUUCUGAUUAUUCAGCUAAGAUUGGUUUACAAGUACCGAAUAAUACAAAAAACAAUGUGGUUUAUGGUGAAACUCGUGAAUCAAUACCACGUGAAUUAUUAGAAGCACCAACAGCAAAUUUUUUUAAAGGUUUUAUGAUGUGGAGUGCAAUCAGCUGGCGUGGACUUAUACCUAAAAAUGAUCCGAUUUUUAUUGAUGAAUUUUUAGAUGAAUAUGAAUGGCGUCAUGGUGAAAAGAAAACCAUGACUGCCCAAAGAUAUAUUGAUUUAUUGAAACAAAAUAUAAUUCCAUCAAUUGAAGAAAGAUAUAUGGAUUAUGAUUAUAUUUAUCAAGAUGAUUACGAUUCUAUUCAUCGUGGAAAAAUUACAUUAGAUUUCAUAGAAGAAAAUAUGCCAUCUCGUAUUAUGCCUGAAGAUCAAGCGUCAAAGUUAGCAUACAAAACAUGA